CUUUUUCAGGUAGGUAAUUUCAAUACCGCGGGUAGGGUCUGUUAAGUGGACCUUUUUAACAGAGGUUAACAGAGGUUAACUGUGCAACCGAACACGCCCUAAUGUCUAGGCCAGUCUAACUCGGCAUGCCGAACAUACCUAGUUUGACAGCGGAAUUAUCACGUGAUCAUCACGCUAAUUUUGACCGCCUUCACUCAUCAUCAUUGCAUUUCUUUAUCACUCUCGUCAGCGCCCCGUUUACCCUGGAAAGUUGUCGGUCCAGUUUACUCUUUAUAUUUUUGUUAAGAAAACACAUUUCUUGAUUUCGUAUCUGACCUGUGCUCCCUAUUUUUUGAACGUACCAAACGCUUUACUCGUUUUAAAAUGAACACGGAAGUCGCCGCCCUUGAGGCUGAAGUGAAGGAAUUCAAGGUACAGCUCGAGGCAGUUCAAUCGAGUUUGCAGGUAGAUCCAGAUAAUGCCGAACUGCAGGGACUGAAGACUGAACUUGAAGAAUUCAUAUCCCUCACGGAGCAAUCCAUUUCAGAGCUACGACCUGUGCCGCAGAAAUCGAAACCCUCAUCUCCUCCCGCUAAGGAAAAAUGGUCGAAAGAGAACCAUCCAGCAUACCAAGCGGGUUACCGAAAACCGACUGUUGAGCCCGCUCCGCCCGAAGAACCCCAGCCCUCGCCUCCUGUAUCAUUCUCCGUAAACGACAACGUCCUAGCCCGAUGGGCGUCGGGAGAUAACUCAUUCUAUCCGGCUCGCAUCACAUCCAUAACCGGCUCAUCCACCAACCCCAUCUACAUAGUUUCCUUCAAGUCAUAUGGGACCACUGAAACCCUAACGUCCAGGGAUAUUAAACCCAUCACUGAAACGCGAAAACGUAAGGCUGAUGGACUAUCAGGCUCCACAUCCCCACAGGCUCUUCCUGCCAAUUCUAGCGUGAUUUCUGCUGCGGCGGAUAUCAACCCGGCUCUGGCCACCCAGGCGCGCAAGGAGCCAAGCAAACCAGGCGAUGGCCCAACGCGCCCAGCGAAGAUGCCCCGGAAAGUCAGAGCCAAUAAGGAACUGGAGGCUGGCAAGAGCAAAUGGCAGGACUUCGCGGCUAAGAGCAAGUUAGGAAAGGUUGGGAAGAAGGAGAGCAUGUUUCGGACUCCUGAAGGGAUCAACGCACGAGUUGGCUUCACUGGCUCUGGCCAACAGAUGCGCAAAGAUCCAACGAGAAGCCGGCAUAUCUAUCAACAAGCCGAAGACGACUAUUGAUUUUAAGUCUUAUUUCUCAUACGUUUGGCUCGACAUGGGUGUUCUCAGGCGCUAGAUAUGGGGGACUUCUUUUUACCAUUUUUUUUUUGUUGCUCAGACAUACCUCUUUUCACUUUCCCCGGUCUCCUUUGCCUUUUCUGACGAGGACUUGUCUUUUAUUACUUUACACUCUCAUCGCUAACUUCGUAUCAUGGUCUCUCGAGCAGAUUCCUUACUGUGUUACCAACCAAUCCGAUGGCAGGGAAGGGGUCAUUGACAUUAAAUAUUCGACCAGAUUCCUUUUCUUGCUUUUCGAAGGCGUUUUCAAAUAAAGGGUAUUCAAUUCGUGCGUUCUCGAUAGGUGGCAUUUGUAACCCCCCUUCCAAAACCUUUCCCAUAUCCCGUGUUUUGUUUUUGUUUUAAUUUAAUGAAUCUAUCUGAUCAAAUGAAAAUGCAAUGGAAUUUUUCUAGUCAGACCCAUAUGCUGCAAUGACUGUUCCUGGGCUUAUCACGGGCCUGGCGGAGCAGGGCUAUUCGAGUUGCUUGUGAAAAACCGAAGCUUAUAUAGCCUGUACUUUGACGGUGAACCAAUCUGGAUAUGUAUGAUACGUAGGUAGUCAAAACUUCAAACUAGCGCAUAUAGAAUAAACAAUGCAUAGUCAGAUAGUCACAUGAAUUACUUGGAUAUGUGAAUUCUGUUGACUGCGUAUGCAAUCUCAUAGUUCUCAUAGUCCUAAGUGGACGUAACCAUUACGCUCACUAAACGGUAAUCCUCCUUUCAUGCGACCUCGUCCACUCACUUGGUAUAUCAUUAGUAGUUCAUUGAAUCCGCCACCAGUAGCCAUGACAUCUCCACAUCCAUCUCCAACUUUGUCUAGGGAACCGGCCACUGGCUGGGCCAGGAAAGACGUCCUGAAAAGGUCUGACGCGAA
Molecule: messenger RNA, 2156 nt
Organism: Blastomyces dermatitidis ER-3
Lineage: Eukaryota; Fungi; Ascomycota; Eurotiomycetes; Onygenales; Ajellomycetaceae
Exons: 3
Coding region: 364-1245 (293 amino acids)
Biological process (GO): negative regulation of DNA-templated transcription
Molecular function (GO): DNA-binding transcription factor activity
Source: RefSeq, a predicted model, not a curated record